Messenger RNA from Pieris brassicae (large cabbage white), 550 nucleotides. RefSeq lists its product as uncharacterized. The transcript is spliced from 3 exons. Bases 88 to 495 code for a protein of 135 amino acids. The record is from RefSeq and is a predicted model, not a curated record. NCBI's taxonomy places the organism in Eukaryota, Metazoa, Arthropoda, Insecta, Lepidoptera, Pieridae.
GGCCAUUGUUUGUAAAUAUUGCGAUUCGAAAACAAACAUUGAAAUAGUGUUUGCGAAGUCCAUUCGUUAUAAUUUAGCUGAAACGUGAUGUUCUAUGAAUGUAUAUUCUGCUUUAUAUUCAUUUUAGAGUUGCAACUAUUCCAAAACAAGGUUGAAUGUUCACACGCAUUGGGACCCUUGGACAAUAUAUAUACCAGUUUUGAGAGUGAAAUAAAGAGUCAUUAUGGCACAACAAUCAAACCCGUCUAUUUCGAAAUUGACAGAGCCGAAUAUAAGAAAACUCGACCGCGGCGUAACAAACAUAAGAAAAGUAAGAAAACAAAAAAGAAAUCGCAUAAAUAUAACCAAAAUGAAGCCAAAUCGAAGCGGAAAAAUGAGAAGAACAAAUUUGUGAGGAGAUUUGUGAAAGUUCGCGAUGAUUCAUCGUCUAAAUCGAGGGAGGUAGCGAAAGGGAAGCCGGUGGAUAUUAUUGUGCAUAUUAAAAUGAAUGAAUGAUUGCCUCUUAUUUAAUAUAGAAUUUGUAAAUUAAAUUUAAAUGACGCUUCAAGAA